UGAAUACUGCCGUGCAAUUAUUCCACUUCAUACCUUGUUCUGCAUCCUUCCUUUUCAAGGGAAGCAGCCACCAUAACCCCAAAAAGCCUAUAUGCCUUCCCAGUCCAUACCUGGUUUCGGCUCUCGGACUCACCUCUCUUCGGCAUCUUUCUCUUCUACAAGCUGCUGCCAGGCUCGGCUACUUGCACAUGGAAAUGGAAAUGGAAAUGGGUGAAGUGGAAGAGGAAGCAGCAGCACGCGGUGGGAAGCAAGGAGAAGAUGAUUCUGAUGGGGGUGUAACGGCCGGUGACAGCGGGGAAGAAUGGCUGAACCUGACGCUUGGUGGGGGAGUCACCGCAGGAGAAGGGAGCUCUUCCGGCUCCCAAUCCAAACCUCUCACCCACAAGAUGUUCUCAUGCAACUACUGCAUGAGGAAGUUCUACAGCUCGCAAGCUCUGGGGGGGCAUCAGAACGCCCAUAAACGAGAGAGGUGCGCCGCAAGGAGGUCUCACGCAUCACAAACAAGGGUGAUGGAUCUUCCCCUCCACGCGCCGUUCCUGCAGUCCCUCGGCGUUCGUCCUCAUUCCAUGGCCCACAAGCAAAUCCGGGAGCCGGAGAGGUCCAUGGCGGCGAGGUUUGAUCACACCAGGACCAUGUUGUCGUCGUUCGCCAUCGAAGAAGCCGCGCGUUCGAACUGGACUGGGAGCUUUCAGAUCGAUUCCGAACCUGCAAAGGGACCCUCAGCGCAGCACAAUCUUGACCUCAGCCUCAGGCUCUGAUAACUCUCGAAUCCAUCCCUCACAAGCUAUCUCAUCCAAAGCCACACGGUUCAUCAAUCAUGUCCAGUCCAGCUUUAUGUUUCCCGUUGCCAAUGUCAAGAAAGCCUUUUUAGUAGUACAUAGAGCUUAAGAGAAUGAAAAGCCAUGAAUGACUUUUGGAGA
Molecule: messenger RNA, 920 nt
Organism: Musa acuminata AAA Group (dessert banana)
Lineage: Eukaryota; Viridiplantae; Streptophyta; Magnoliopsida; Zingiberales; Musaceae
Product: zinc finger protein 7-like
Exons: 1
Coding region: 189-758 (189 amino acids)
Source: RefSeq, a predicted model, not a curated record